Molecule: messenger RNA, 2073 nt
Organism: Canis lupus familiaris (dog)
Lineage: Eukaryota; Metazoa; Chordata; Mammalia; Carnivora; Canidae
Gene: FAS
Product: Fas cell surface death receptor
Exons: 10
Coding region: 100-1068 (322 amino acids)
Biological process (GO): regulation of stress-activated MAPK cascade; motor neuron apoptotic process; activation-induced cell death of T cells
Cellular component (GO): CD95 death-inducing signaling complex; external side of plasma membrane; membrane raft
Molecular function (GO): tumor necrosis factor receptor activity; protein binding
Source: RefSeq, a predicted model, not a curated record
CCUUCUCUGAUCUAGAAGAGGAGCUGAUAUUAAUGGGAUGAUCGAAUGACCCACAGAUAAAGCAAGAAGUGGGGAACCGUCGCCGCCAGAGAGAGACUGAUGCUGAUAAAGAUCUUUUGCUCCAAGUUGCGUGUCAUGCCUUGGACAAAGACGCUCGCCUCCAUCGCUGGACCGUGGCCCAGGGGGGUGAAGGCUCAAGUGACCAGCCUCAGCUACAAAGUGUUGAGAUCGGGUAGGAACGUCACCAUGGGAGACGUCAGGUGCUGGGAAGACCCGCUUCACGGGAACAGCCUGUGCUGUGACGCGUGUCCUCCCGGCACACGGAAGGAAAGUGACUGCACGUCUUAUGCGGGUAAAUCACACUGUGUGCCCUGCCAAGAAGGGGAGGAGUACACAGACAAGACGCAUUUGUCUCCUAAAUGCAGGAGAUGUGGAAUCUGCGAUGGAGAGCAUGGCUUAGAAGUGGAAAGAAACUGUACUCAGACCCAGAAUACCAAGUGCAGAUGUAAACCAAACUUCUACUGUGACGUCUCUCCGUGCGAACACUGCAACCCGUGUAGCACGUGUGAACAUGGAAUCCUUGAGAGGUGCACACCGACCAGCGACACCAAAUGUGAAGAAGGAUCCAGCUCCAGAUACCUGUGGUUUUGCGUCCUCAUCCCGAUUCUGACGUCCGUGCUCGUGUGCUGGUGGCUGUUCAAACGGCGCAGGACAAAAGGGAAUGUCACCCUGGGACCCACACCGUCCCCUCCUACUGAAGUGAUACCAAUAAACUGUGCAGACAUCGACCUGAGCAAAUACAUCAUCGGCAUCGCUGAACAAAUGAAAAUAAAACAGGUCAGGGAAUUCGUUCGGAAGAACGGGAUCAACGAAGCCAAGAUAGACGAGAUCAAGAACGACAACCUGCAGGACACAGCGGAGCAGAAGGUGCAGCUGCUGCGUCACUGGUACCAGGUGCACGGGAGGAGGGGCGCGUAUCACACCUUAAUCAGAGGCCUCAGAAAAGCCCAUCUUCGCGCGCUGGCGGAGAGGAUUCAGGAAACGAUCCAGAAGGACGUUGCCAGUUAGCUUGAAAGCGGAGACUUCGGGCGUGAAGGUCCAGAGGGUCGCGUGGAUCGGACUUGGCGCUGCGGGGGAAGACGUGGCUCAGAAUCGCGUGUGCAAGGACGCGUGCAAAGGACAAAAGAUAGGAACACGCUCUGGUGCCCGAGGGUGUGGGGUGGAUUCCGUCCCGACCCAGAGCGGCUGCGCCGGGCCGUCCGCAGCCUCGCCUGUCCCUGCUGUGCCGCCUGGUCCCGCGACCCUCGGGAUGGGAGCACAUUUGUGGCCUUGGCACCUCGGGGAAGAGAAGCCCCGGGGAGCUCGGUGCACAGCUCGCGGCGACCUGCUAAGCUUCUGUCCCGAAGAUCUCUGCGCAGAUUCUGGGCAUCUGGGCGUGACGUGCUUCGGCCUGGAAUUUGCACAGGGGAUGCUUGGGUGUCCUCCGCGUGCUCGCCCCUGCCCCGGGCCAAGCUGACCCGCUUCCCUCUGAUGUCGCAGCAUUUCAUUCCCACGAGGAACGCUCUCGGGGGUGCAGCCCUCGUGCCCCCUGCAAAGCGCUGCCUGAGAAGCACGCGGGACCCACCGGCCGCCAGGGCCGCCCCGGGAAAGUGCCGCGGGCUCGGAGGCAAGCGGCCCUUCGGGGAGGCAGCGGGGCCUGUCGGGCCGUGGAGCCACCGGGGCUCACGCCGCUGCCGCUCCGGGUGUCCUGGUCCUGGGAGCCUGCUCAGCCGCCCCCUCGUGUCCUCGCUCGCUGCCCCCCGGCAAGGGGGACUCCCCUCCAGGGUUCGCGGUGGCCCCGGUGACUGCCCGCAGCUCCCGGCCCCAGCCAGGGGCCCUUCCCACUGCGCCCCCCUCACUUUCCCAUUUAAACACAUCUGAAAUUUUGUGUCGAAUGUGAAUCAGUAAAUACUAUUUAUAUUUAUACAGACGGGAACCGAGAAUGGAGACAAACCGAAGUAGGAUUUACAACCAUCAAAAGAGCUUAAUGUUCGGAAAUAGAAAAUAUUUAAUUAAAAUAAUGUUUUCGGCGUU